Molecule: messenger RNA, 10785 nt
Organism: Paramormyrops kingsleyae
Lineage: Eukaryota; Metazoa; Chordata; Actinopteri; Osteoglossiformes; Mormyridae
Gene: pappab
Product: pregnancy-associated plasma protein A, pappalysin 1b
Biological process (GO): cell surface receptor signaling pathway; proteolysis
Molecular function (GO): metalloendopeptidase activity; protein binding
Source: RefSeq, a predicted model, not a curated record
CAUUAAGAGACAUUUAGUGGAUAUAACAUUUUGAAGAGAUUUGUUUCACUACAUUAUAUUUCGUUUUAAAUUUAUCUUCUCUUCUUUUGAAAAAUGAAACUUUGGACUUUUCUUCCCUGGCUGCCUUGCCUUUUAAUUUUUAUCAUGUGUUUGGGAUCUGAGUGCGGGACUGUCCGGAGAAUGGUGAGAUCUAAAAGAGACUUGGUGCGCAUUAGGGAAGCCAGAAGUACCUUCCCAGGGGCUUGUGCCACACGUCUGCCUCGGGGCAAACGUUCCUUGCCCGGGAUGGAUCGGCGGUCGCCUCGCCAGCAUCGUCGCUCCUCCCAGGCGGAGGAGAGCUCUUCAGGUCGGGUAAAAGCUGUUUAUUUUACCGGCAGAGGAGAUCAGCUACGACUGAAGCCGACUGUGGAGGUACCGAGAGGAAAUUUUACCCUGGAAAUGUGGAUCAGACCAGAAGGAGGGCAACGGUCACCCGCAGUAAUAGCAGGACUCUAUGAUAAGUGCUUCUAUGCCUCCAAUGACCGGGGCUGGCUGCUGGGAAUUAAAGCCGUGAGCGAGCAGGGCAACCGAGAUCCUCGCUUCUUCUUCUCCCUCAAGACUGACCGUGCCCACAAGGUCACCUCUAUUACCUCCAACACACGCUACCUGCCCCAUCAGUGGACCCACCUGGCCGUCACCUAUAAUGGGCAGCACAUGAACCUGUUUGUGAACGGCGCCCAGGUCGCCGUGAGCCGCGAGCAGUCAGGUGAGGUCUUCAGCCCCCUCACCAGGAAGUGCAAGGUGCUGAUGAUUGGCGGCAAUGCCCUCAACCACAACUACCGUGGUAUGGUGGAGCACCUGCGGCUAUGGCGACGUGCCCGCUACCAGCCGGAGAUCAUGAGGGACAUGCGGAGGAGGAGCCGAGACGAGCCAGAUGACAUUGGCCAGCUGGUCAUCCAUGAGAGCUUCAUCAACGCCUCUCAUAAGUGGCUCACUGUGAAAGAUGGCAGCUUCCCGCAGGCAGAGAGGGCAGGUCGCCCAGGAGUGGGAGACGCGGGAGGGUGGCUGGACACCGUGCUGGAGCCACCGCCCUGUGGCCAGACGGUCUGCGAUAACGUGGAGGUGGCCAUCAACUACAACCGCUUCUGGACCUUCCGCAAGGCCAAGACGGUGCGCUACCGGGUAGUGAACGUCUACGACGACUCCCGUCACAAGCCGACCGUCACGGAGCACCAAAUCCACCUGCAGCACCAGCACCUGAACGAGGCCUUCCGCAUGUACAACAUCACCUGGGAGCUGACCGUCCACAACGUGUACAACUCCUCGCUGCGACACCGCCUGGUGCUGGCUAACUGUGACAUUAGCAAAGUUGGCGACGAGGAAUGCGACCCCGAAUGCAACCAUACGCUUACAGGUUUCGAUGCUGGCUACUGCAAGAAGCAAAGGACUAACUGUCCGGAUAGAAAACAGGGCAACGAAGAGUGUGACCCGGAAUGCAACUGGGAUAACUUCAGCUACGAUCAAGGAGACUGCUGUAACCCCAACAUCACUGAUGUCACGAAGACGUGCUUUAAUCCUGCUUCACCACUACGAGCGUUUCUGGAUGUCAAAGAGCUCAAAGAGAUAUUGAAUCUGGAUGGCUCCUCACAUCUCAACAUCUUCUUUGCCAACUCCACGGAUGAAGACCUGGCUGGGGUUGCUACCUGGCCCUGGGAUAAAGAAGCUUUAACACAUUUAGGUGGGAUUGUGCUGAAUCCUUCCUUUUAUGGCACUUUUGGUCACACUCACACCAUGAUCCAUGAGAUCGGUCACAGUCUGGGCCUCUACCACGUCUUCAGAGGGAUCUCUGAGGUCGAGUCGUGUAACGAUGCCUGCUGGGAGACAGAGCCCUCCCUGGAGACAGGAGACCUGUGUGCUGAUACCAACCCCACGCCCAAGUACAAACACUGCAGGGACCCUGAGCCUGGAAACGAUACCUGUGGCCGGCGUCAUUUCACCCAAACUCCCUAUAAUAACUAUAUGAGUUACGCAGACGAUGACUGCACUGACUCAUUCACACUUAACCAAGUGGCUAGAAUGCACUGCUACCUGGACCUCAUCUACCAGUCCUGGCAGGCGGGCAGCAAGCCCCCACCUGUGCCCAUGGCACCCCAGGUGGUGGAGCAGGAAGACAAUGCGCUGCUGCUGGAGUGGUUCCCGCCCAUCACAGGGCGCUUCUACGACAGAGAAGUGGGAUCAGUAUGUGAUAAAUGCACAGAAGGGAGGGUCCUUAUGCAAUACGCCUCCAACUCCUCAUCUCCCCGCCCCUGCGCUCCCUCAGGACACUGGAGCCCUCGGGAGGCCGAAGGCCCACCAGACGUGGAGCAAGCGUGCGAGGCCAGCGUGCGAACCUGGAGCCCCAAUUCUGGCAUGGAUUCCAGCAGCGUGGGCUCCCCCCCGUGCCCCCUGCAGGGCUGCAUGCUGCAGCUGGAGUUCCUUCACCCUCUGGUGCCCGACUCCCUCACAGUGUGGGUGACCUUCUUCUCACCUGAGGAGACCCAGCUGCCAGCCAUUCAUAACAUCGUGCUCUUGACCGUCGGCGGCAACAACAUCUCCCUGGGUCCUUGGGACGUCUUCUGCGACACGCCGCUCACUAUCAAGCUGUUGGUGCAGGAGGAAGUGUACGGCGUGCAGUUCUUUACCAUGGAGCAGCACCUGGAGAUCGACGCCACGCUGCUGUCCUCCAGACCCGACUGCCCGCUGUGCCAGGGCUGUCAGCCGCUGCGAUACCGCCUGCUGCGCCAGCCGCCCUUCCCUCACGCUCCCCUGGGCGUUCUGGUGUCCGACCCCAGCCGCAGAUAUGUGGACAGAGAUGUGGAGCCCGGUGUAGUGUACACAUAUCAAGUGCUGACCGUAUCCAAGAGAGCUGAAAGUGAACCAUCACCUCCACUCAUUCACCAGCUGGGGGCGCCAUACUGCGGUGAUGGCCAUGUCCAAAGACUUUUGGGUGAACAGUGUGACGACAUGAAUUCUGUGAAUGGAGAUGGGUGUUCAAGCCAGUGCAAGAAGGAAACUUUCUUCAACUGCGUAGAUGAGCCCAGCAUAUGUUACUUCUACGACGGAGAUGGUAUCUGUGAAGAAUUCGAGCGGGAAAGAAGCGUGAGGGACUGUGGCCUCUACACGCCGAGCGGUUUCCUGGACCAGUGGGCCACAGAGAUUGAGGUGUCCCACGAGGAGAGUGUUCACUGCCCAGCAGAUGUUGCUGUGGGGUACCCUGCGGUGACCAAGACCUGCCAGUCAAAGGCAUUUGACCUCUCCGAUGGAGUCUCCCAGUACGCUUGGUUCCCAUGUCAAGAGGCCCAACAGCAGUCUUGGAACCCUCACUACUGGCUCAAGGCACACUAUUCUCACCCAAUGGUUGCUGCUGCUGUCAUAAUUCAUUUGGCUGCAGAUGGGACCGGUUACAUUGACCAGACCCAAUGCAAUAUUACUGUUCAACUAAUGGACACCAAGGAACAGAUACACAGUUUAGGGGAAUGGCGUCUAAGCUGUAGGAACAAUCCCUUGGUGAUUCCUGUGCACCAUGACCUGAGCAUGGCCUUCUACCGCACCAAAGCCAUCGUGGUGAAGUUUCGCUCACAUUUGGUGGCCAUCUCUGGGGUGGGCCUCCGGUCCUUCCAAUACUUUGACCCCAUCACCAUCAGCGGUUGCCAGAGCAAUGAGAUAUACAACCCUAUGGGUCAGAGUUGUGUUCAUUACUCAUGCGAGGCCAUCUACUGCCAAGGGCCUCUCAUCCGCAAUGCUGAAAUGGCAUGCAGCAGUCCCAGAUACUUCAAUGGGGCCCGCUGCACAGUCACUUGUAUCCGUGGAUAUGUGCUGCAGAUCCACCGGGAUGAUGACAUCAUCAAGACCCAGUCAGACUCCAUAGUAACUAUCACCUGUGCCGAUGGCAAGUGGAACAAGCAGGUGACCUGUGAACCUGUGGACUGCGGACGACCAGACAAGUACCAUGUGCACCCAGCUGUCUUCCAUUUUCCUGAGGGAACAACCUAUGGCAAAAGAUGCACCUUUCAGUGCAAAGAGCCUGCUCAGCUCGUAGGCUCCAACAACACUCUGACCUGCAUGGAGGACGGCAUGUGGUCUUUCCCGGAGGCGCUCUGUGAACUGCGCUGUCCCACACCACCCCCAGUUCCCAACGCCAUCCUGCAGACCCGGCGGUGCAAUUUCACCGGCCUGAAGGUGGGAUCUUUCUGCAAGUACAAGUGCAAGCCUGGCUACCAGGUGUCCAACACCGACAGGCUGAGAAGUGAUGCUGUCUCCGUCCCCAGGCGUGCAUUCAAGAGACAGUGCACCGAGGAUGGGAGCUGGCAGGAGGGGGCCUGCGAGCCGGUCACCUGUCCACCUCCCCCCCCCGUCUUCCACGACAGCUUCCGGUGCACCGACGGCUUUAGGUUCAACAGCGACUGCUGGAUCAGCUGCGACGCAGACAUGCAUACGGGUCCUGCUACCAACGUGAUCCGAUGCAGAAAGGAUGGAAAUUGGACUGGCUCAUUGAAGAUUUGCCCUCAGAUGAAAGGACGGUGCUCCCUCCCUCAGAACCUGAGUCCCAGCAUCCGUGUCAGCUGUAAGGAUGGACAUGGAAUAGGUGAAGAGUGUGAAUUGAUGUGCAAGGACAGAAACAACAAUGUGGUCGUCCUGCCCGACAACACAACAGUAGAGACCAUAAUGAAAGACCACUGGAUGAAUCCACCCAAAGUCAAGAGUAUUGUGUGUACGAUGGGCCUGAAGUGGUUCCCUCAUCCAGAAGCAUUGCGCUGCAUUAAAGGUUGUGAGCCCUUCAUGGGUGACAAUUACUGCGACGCCAUCAACAACCGAGCGUUCUGUAACUAUGACGGUGGAGACUGCUGUCACUCAACUGUCAAAACUAAAAAGGUUAUUCCAUUUCCGAUGUCCUGCGACAUCCGAGAAGAUUGCGCCUGCCGGGACCCCAACGCCCAGGAGCACAGCAAGGGGGGGCUUCCACAUUCCCUGGGCUGAGUCCAGCGAUCCCCUGAGUGGCCCAUACAUUCCUUGCUACAUUGCUGCUUACAGGAGUACCUCUCCAUUCAUAUUGCACCCCUACAUGUCUGUCGACUUGCCUUCUCAUCAGGAAGAAAAUAAAAGGACUGAAGUGGGUAUGAAACAAUUUACACCAAAAUAAAAUCACAAUGGAAUGAAAGAACAAAUGAACAAACAAACAGAAAAGAACCCAACGACACAUGAGAAAAUAUAGUUUUACACAAAGAAAGGAAACCUGAAAAGAAAUCACGUCACUGUAGUUUUGUGCGGCUUUACUCACCAUUCUGUCCUUUAUUGUCUUGAUUUUCCUAAGAUAAGGAAAAACUGAAAUUGCUUGUCAGAGACAGAUGAAAUAACAGAUCCACAUGGAAAUAUGUGUUUGGUUGAAUAUUUAGGGAAAAGUAUCAACAAUGUAUAUAUCAAGAAGUAAUAAAUGAGGGAAUAUAUACACAUACAUACAUACAUAUAUGUGUGUGUGUAUGUGUAUAAAUACAGUAACAAUAUAUAACGAAAAAAAAAUAUCUGAAAAUAACAUAAAAAAAAAAACCUGUUACUGACAUUGUAACCUGUGACCAUUUAUAAGCCCUUAUGAUUAUCAUUUUUAUUUAUCUGUAUGCUCAUAAUGGUUGUUCUGCAAGUGAGAAAAGAAUAGAAAACAGAGAGGGGAGAGUCCUAAAAUUGGACCUUUCAAAAUUAAAUCAUAAUGGUUAUUUAUUUGGGUCACGGGUUAUAAGUGUUGAGUGCAGAGCUGAGAUUUGAUUUGGCUGAACUGAGGAAGAACGUGUUUUCUUUGUUAAUUAAAAGAAAAAAUACACUAGAAGAAAAUAGUACCUAUAUUGUCAAAUUACAAUAUAGUCUGAUUUGAAAUUCAUCGGGGAAGAAGAUGAUUAUGGGGAAAAGUGACGAAGAUCAGUUGCAUUAGUACAGCUGUCGCUGCUGCUAAUUUUGCUGCUAUUUGCCAUAUGGCCAAACAUCCUGAUUCUGCAGACUAUUCAUGUGAGACCGUGAUGCUCAAUAGUGUAUUAUCCGCUUAAAAGGUUACCUCUAACCGUGAUACAUAAAUGUACGUGCGUGCGUGUGUCUGAAAAUGCUACAAGUUCACACAGAGUAAAUGCCUUCAAACGUAUAUAAAUAUACAUAUAUAAUAGGUUUGUGAGGACGUAUCCAUAUGUGUCUCUGCAUGGGUUUACACUCACAGAUGUACACCUUGGCUUCUCAACUCAGCCAUGAUAAGUAGCUGGUAGUGGAUUUUAUAGACUUGACAUGCCAAAAUAAUUUCUGUCCUUCACAUACAGAAUGCCCUCAAAACACAAAUGCCAAAUAUAAAAAACUGUAAAACCUCUGAUAUUAGUAGGGCCAUUUUUUAAUUACUUAGAAAAAAUAAUGGGGGAGAUAUUGGUGGAUGUAUGAUUGUAUAUCAGUAUGCAACUAUGAAACAUGUACACACUUGAAAAAUUGGCUUCACAAACUUGUCUCUGUAUGGUGUUCAUGUUGUAUCUUAUUAAGGACAUAUGAACCUUAAGAAUUAAGCAACAUUUUUACGGCCCUAUACAUAACAUAUAUAACAAUGAUGUAUCAAUGCUAUUUCCAUCAUUUCUCUUUUUUUCCUGCAGUGUUCACCAGCCUGUUUAUGUAUUUCAUUGUGACAUUAAGAAUGUAACUUAGGACAAUAAUCUCCUCAGUGUCAAUAAGGUAACAUGAAUCAUUGAUUCAGGCGUUGUGGCAAUCACCUUUCUGACUGCUUAUUUUAGUCGCAAACCAAAUAGAGAUGAUCAUUUACAUGUCUCCAGUUAAUGGUGAAAGCUAGUGAAGUGAUUUUUAUGUCCAGGUGAAGUGGCAGAAGGGCUGGAUUCUUUGUGAUGGUCUUGGUGACUAUAGCUAAGAAUCUGACCAAGACUGUAUCAGUAGGUCCCAGAUAAUGAUUGUGCUGUUCAGAUUUAUUCGCAAGGCCCAUUUCUCACCUGCCUGUUCCACAUUGUUACUUUCUUGCUGUUAUUAGGUCUAUUUUUAAGCUGGAAAUGAGGGGCACAUGGUUCAAAACUGUUUAAUAUUUUUGGAGGGAAAUUCUGACAGCUAAAGAGAACACACCUUUUACCUCUCUUUCUCGUUUACCUUCUGAAAAUCAGAGAAAUAUGAACACACAAAGAUGCAAAAUCCCUUUUAAAGACCCUUGUCUAAUGUCAGAAGUUACCCCCUCCCCUACCACCCAAGCCCCCUAAAAGAUAUAUAUCCCAUCAAGAAUGGUUUUUAGGUGGGAUGCUGUUUCACAGGCUCUUGUGUAAAGUUACUAGGGACCAUCGUAAGCAUGUCUGUGCUGUUCUUCCUCCUGCCGCUUCUCUAACCUGGUUUUUAACUGUGGCUUCUUCUAGGUCAUUACCUGUGUUGUUCGGAACAGUCUCUGUCAUACUGUAACACACUCAUACUGCAGCUGUACUCUUGACACGUUUCUCUGGAUUGAGAGGUUUACCAAAAGUUACGUGUCUAUUACUCGCCAUUAUGUUGGAGAAAUGGGCAGGAGUUUUCUGUAGAUUUUGUAAUGUUGGUUUUGUGAAUAGCAUUAGGUCUGGAAGGAAUGAGUAUAUGAAAUGUGUAGUAUAUUUUUAUUUUUCUUGUUAUUGCUGUUCUUGUUUUUGCAAGAUGUACUCAUACUUAAUCAGUAUUCCUGUUAUUGACCUCAGUUACUGCACUUGUUUUUUUGUACAGUCAUUUUAAAGUCUACUUUUAAAAAAGCUGCUAAAAUCAAACAGGUUUAUUUUUUUUAAAGUGUAGUAUAUUUUAUUUUGACUCUGUUAUUAUAAAAUGUUAACCAUUCAUUUAUUAUUGUUGUCAAUGUGGAUUUAUCCCUUAUCUUUUCACACACAUUUAGAAAUCUGCGUCUCUUAAAACAUUCAGAUACUCUAAAGUCGAGAAACCGUACCGAGUAAAGUGCAGCUACCGAAACAAGGACAAUCAGAGUAAGAGAUGUCAUGGAAAUGAAAGCCAGCUUACUGUAGCCGCAUGGCCUGCUUACAUUGUACAGUAGCUUCUCCAAGACCAAGCAGUAAAAAGUGCAGGAGACAACUAAAGGAGGAGGUUGUACAGUAGGUUUUAAAGAUGACAGUUAAGUACGAUUUGUUUUUCUCAAUAUGUAGGUCAGGUAAGAGAAAUGUAUUGUUCUGCGAUAGUUAAUCCACAUGUGCUUUUUUAUGAUACUGUCAAAUUGUAUGUAACUGUAUGCAAAAUACUGCUGCUUUAAACAUAUUACCGAUAGGCAGGGAGUGCACAACAUAUAAUUGCGAUACAAUACCAGUUCAUAUGACUAUUAAUGAAUAGAUAUGUAGAAGUAUAUGAAAAUGAAAUAAACCAUCACUUCUCAAUGCUUAGAGGACUCCUGGAAAACAGCCACACAACCAAUCUGUUUCCUCUCAUCAGCUCAGGAUCAAUAUACACAUGAUCUCCCUCCAAUGAGCUGAUCAAAUGUUAGUACUGGACCAAGCUGCUUACCUGUCAUUCCCCUGUAUCUCUUUUUCGCAGCCAUUCUCAUUGAUAAUCUGUUUCUUUGCUAUCAGCAAAACUACAAUUCAAAACUGUGAUCAGUUUCUUUUGUCUGACCGUGAUUGCCCUUGUGAAACACACAACUAAACUGUAUUUUUUCUUUUUUUAUAUACUGCCUUUCUCAAGCCAUGAAAACGCAAAUUAAAUAAAUGAAAAUUCUGAAAAAAAAAUGUUAAUGAAAAGGGAAAAAGAAUCAUUGACAGUCUACUGUAAGCACCACAACAUUUUUUGCUUUACCUCAUGCCUGUAAUGUUUGCUGCUUCUGUUUUUAGCUAUUUUAGUAAUUUAAGUCUCAUAGCAAUAUAUAAUGGUGUAAAUAGUAGAAUUAUUUAUUGAGAAUGUCAUCUUUUUAAUUUAUAUUCACACAGUGUUCAUCUAAGUUAUUUUUUGCCUUUUACCAUUGUAAUAUUAUUUGAUGUGAGGUCAAUUAUUUUUUUCUGUCAUCUGUCUCUGAUUUUUUUUUCUUUUCUUGUUCCCAUAAACUACAGGUCUAACCUUACUGCAGUACACAAUUAAACAAAAGAGAACACAAUAUAAUCCACAAAAUGUUUCCCCAUGUUUUUUUUACCCCUCCUUUUUUAAAAUGUCUCUUCCCCUUUAAUUAUUUUCAGAUACACACUAAACAUUAUUGUGUAUUCAAGGGGUCCUCAAAGUCUUGUUUAGAACAAGGAUGUACAGUAGGGUUUUGAUAGAUUUAAAUAAGAUUUUUUUGAGAGGGCGAUGGAAUGUUGCUGUAAAUUAUGUAAUAAAUAAGGCAUAUGGAUCCAGAUUCUGGUUAAUCAGGCGUUGUGAGGAGGUCCAGCUGUAUGUUCAGAUGUAGCAUAAGGAACAAAAGACUUUAACAGAAAAUAUCACUGGGCUAUCUGCUUUUUCAUGUAAUUUGGUUUUUGAAGUAAUUGCCAAAUGCAGUUUUGGGAUUUGGGUUGAGUUGUCCAUUGAGCAUUUGUUACAUGACAUGUAAGAGGUUUACCAUGGAAAACAAUCUCAUAAUUCUCGUAUUUGUCUUAAUGCGUGACUUCAUUCCACACCAAAUAUGCAAAGUACUAUUGAAGUUCAUGUAUUAUAUAAUUAAAAUAUAUAUAUGUGUGUCUCAAAGAGCAGGCUUUAGACAAGGUCAAAGACUUUAUUCAUUGUUUUGAUGUUAAACUUUACUAUAAUGUUUGCAAGUCCUAUGGCAUGUGUUCAUCAAAGAUCAUAUUUUAUUAAAAUAAAAUGUUUACUUAAAUUAAGCAUAUAUUUUAACAUAAUUGCAUAAUUAAUAAAGCUCCUUUGGACGUUUGGAAUUCUCCAUAAUGGUAUCAGGGCAUCCCAGAAAUUCUGUUGGUAACAGUGGCACCAAUCUGUCCAUUACUUUGCUCCAUCUACAAAAUGCAAUAAUCUACAAGGAAGAGAUUGUUUCAGCAGCUGUGCUGCACCUUGUUGCUCAUUAUCCCUCUGUCUCUUUCUCCAUCUUCCUGUACUCUUUCAUAUAUUAAUAUUCUAAAUAAUUGUAUUUUCUCCUGAAGUAGGGGUGAAUUUUUGUUUUGGAUAUAAUGCAGAUCAUCCCAUAUAACGACAUGUUGGUAUUUGGUUUUAGUACAAAAUAAUAAUAAUAAUAAUAAUAAUAAUAAUAAUGAUAAUAAUAAUAAUAAUAAUAAUAAUAAUAAUAGCAGUUUCAUUUGAAGGCAUUACAGUUGUUAAGUUCCAAAUUGUGGUGGCUUACGUUUUCAGAACUAAGACAUUUUUCGAUUAUUUGUAUUUUGCGCUCAUUUCAUUUCAGUUUUAAUAUUAACUUUUCCCUUGUCUGUCCCCAUCUUCCAUUAUCUUGUUCAUAAUUUAUGUUACAUAAUUCAGUUAUAGUAUGUCCUCAUCAGGAAAAUGUAAAGCAUUUAUUUUUGCUUAUCACUGAGGGACAAGAAUGUGACUGAGAAUUUAGAAGUGGCAUAUGAAAAGACUUCAGAAUUCACAUUAUACAGUAGGACACACCUACCAUCUGAAUGCGAAACUUCUUUUGUUGGUUACCUCGCACAUGUUCAGUAGUGAAGACAUUCAGACAGGUCAAAUUUCAUAUUGUACUAAUCAAACAUUGGCUGGAAUAUGGGUUCCUCAGUUUUCAGUUAAGUCAGUGUUUGGGAAAGUAGUCCUGCAGCCAUAAAAUUGGAUAAAUACCACCUCACAAGAAACAAAAAAGCUUUUUUUAAAAAAAAAAAAAAAAGUUACAUAAAGUUUAAAGUGCUCCUGUUAUUUGUCAUAUUU